UUUUUUUUUUUAUUCUUUCUUUUCUUUUCUUUCUUUUCUUUCUUUCAUCUAUUUAUCAAUGUCACUUCAUUGCGAUAUACCAAAAUGGCAUUCAUCUACUUAUUCUGUUUUUCAAAAUGAUACAUCUACAUUUAUGACCACCAACAAUACCACCAAUCAAUUGACUUAUUUUACUCGUACUCAAGAUACAUUGUCUUCAUUAUACAAACGUUAUUCUACCCUGAACCAACAAUUAGCAGAAACACGAGCAGCAUUAGAAAAAAACAAAACUGAAUAUCAACAAUCUCUUCAAUUGGCUACAGCAAGAGAUAACGCCAAUAUCAAACUUCAACGUAAAUUGGAUCGACUCUAUACAACCUAUAAAAAACGUAGCACCUCUGUUCAAGAUCAACUCUUAUCUAGUCUUCAACAGGAACAUCACAUUUGGAAAAAUCACGUAGAUCAACAACGAUCACUCUUAGUCGCAGCACAACAGAAAACUCUCCAAUCACAACAACAAUUGUUAUGUCUUCGACAAAUAGCACGUGCUCCUUAUCAUCAUCAUCAUCAUAUGCAACUACACUUGGAUUUAUUGGAUUUAUUAACUAAUGUACGUACUCUUUAUGAUGACUGGAUAGAUCGUUUGACUACAGAAUGGCUUUGGAUUCUUCUUCGUGAUGACAACGAAAUAUCAUCACCCCUAUGAAAAAAAAAAAAAAAAAA
Halteromyces radiatus is the source of this 702-nucleotide messenger RNA. RefSeq lists its product as uncharacterized. NCBI's taxonomy places the organism in Eukaryota, Fungi, Mucoromycota, Mucoromycetes, Mucorales, Cunninghamellaceae. The record is from RefSeq and is a predicted model, not a curated record. The transcript has a single exon. The coding region runs from base 59 to 685 and encodes 208 amino acids.